AUGUGGCAUUUGGCUGAUCUCCAGCGCAUGGGAAAGGGUGAGUCAUCCUUUCCGGGACUGUUUCGUGACUGGCCAUUCAACGAACUCGAAGCGAGAGGAGGCGGAGUAUGGACGGAAAGGGGUGGCUUGGUGGAUGGUUUUCAAGAGCGCUUCCUGCGGUGGUGUGCAAGGUGGUGGGUGGGUUCAGAACGGAAAGGGAGCAGGUGUGUUGGGUGCGUCACUUGGGAUUAUUUCCUAAACCUUGGUCCAGGCAGCGAACCUCGAAGAAUGCCAAGCAAGAGGCUCCGUGGGCAGGCGCAUAGAUUGGAUAUCAAUGGCUUCGACAGUGAUAUUGUUGAGAUGGCGCAAUCGCCAUCAACCAAGUCCAUUCUGUAA
Molecule: messenger RNA, 375 nt
Organism: Ostreobium quekettii
Lineage: Eukaryota; Viridiplantae; Chlorophyta; Ulvophyceae; Bryopsidales; Ostreobiaceae
Source: the annotation of a GenBank genome assembly